Messenger RNA from Prorocentrum cordatum, 1916 nucleotides. The record is from the annotation of a GenBank genome assembly. Lineage: Eukaryota; Dinophyceae; Prorocentrales; Prorocentraceae.
CGACGCCGUCCGUAGCCAUUUUGGCUCAAGCCGUUCUGCCUCGGACCACCUUUGGGCAGUGGGGAUCUCGAAUUUAGCACUGUGUGUGAUUGUCGACCAGCCAGUAUCCCACCAGCCAUGCUCAGCCCGCGCGCGAUGUUCCAGGAAGUUGAAGCGGAUGCCGAGCAGUGGAAGUGUAAGGCGGUGCGUCCCGAGACGAAUUGGCUCAGCUCGGCCCCCACGCGAUGCCCAACAUCAGAGCUGCUCGCCUUCAGCGACGACCAGGACGCCGACGCGCACAAGGAGAGCUGGGGCGCCAUCGCGCUGCCGAUGGACGGCGAUGAGCCAGCGCUCCUCGAGACGGGGCUACUCGAGGCGGUGUCCUUCGGGGGCGGGCGGCGCCAGAUGGGGUCGGCGAUGCCAGCGCCGACGGUGGCCCCGCUGAGGCGACUCCGGUCCGAGGCAUUCUGGAAGCAGAAGGCGGCUGCCUCCCGCCGACCGCCGUGCUCGCCCUGGGAGGCAGGCGCGAGGCAGCGGCGCCCUUGCCUCGACGAGCGCGACGGCCUCGGACCAGCGGCGGUCGCGGCGCCGGCAACAAAAGGCGCCGACGGCGAAGGCGCCGCUGGCAGCCCCAGGACCAGGAGCUGGGCGGGCGCCGUCUCCAGGGAGUUGCGCCGCGGGGCGCGUGGGCCCGUGGCGCCGCCUGCCUCGCCGCCAGGGUCGCCCUCAGCAGCGCUCGGGGCUGCUCUGAGGUCGCGUGGCCGGUCGUACCACCCGGCAGGGAGCCGCUGGGAGCCGCGACUGGGGUGAGCUGGAGGAGUGCCGAGCUGCUUCGCCAGCCUCUGGCCGCGUCCAGGGCGAGCCAUGAGUUCGUUUCUUGUGCGAGCUCGGACCGUCUCUAGCUCCAGCGGCGCAUCAUGGCAGCCUUGGGCCUGCUACUCCAAGGUCCAAGACUUGGUCUCUACAUUCGUGCCAAGCUGUCCUGGCGUUCAGCCGCGUCCAGGGCAACUCCUGCGCUCGCUUUAUACUGGCUUUACGCCUGCACUCGCUUUUUACAUCGGCAACACAUCAAGUGCACAGCCUUAGUCUCCGAAAACGGGGGCGCGUCUUUUUGCAGCGCCGAGUGCCGUCGCACUCGGCCAGCGGGCAGGCUCUGUCGGCAUCUCCAGAAGGGUCGUUGCCUCUUGCCGCCAGUUUUGUCUGCACCUCGUACGACCUUUUCUCCCUUCCACCCGAAAACCUUCGGCACGUGCGGACUCGCACGCUGCCAUAUCGUUUUGCGCGGCCGUUCUGUCAAAUGAUGCGGUCUUGCCGAGAAGAUCGUUGCCCGCCUUCUUUGGUCGCGCGCCGCCCCACUCCACCGCCACUGGCGAUCGCGACUUCCUCAUCCUCCUCCUCCUGCUCCUCCUCCUGCUCCUCCUCCUCCUGCUCCUCCUCCUCCUCCUCCUCCUCCUCCUCCUCCUCCUCCUCCAGUGCUCUGGUCGCGCGCCGCCCCCUGUAUCGUUCGAACGACGCAAAGUACGGGGUGAUGGCUAUUUACCCGUUUCUGAUCAUCACAGUUUUGCACAUUGCGUGCAGUUCCUCAUUUGCACUUUAGGUGUGAAUGAGGGGAUCUGGUUGGAGUUCGAUACUCCGCAAGCCGCCCCAGUUUUUGUUGUGGAUUGGUCCACCCCAUUACACUUAGCUGGGCGCACAUUCACAUCAUGUUAUGCUAGCUUCCCCAGACUAGCUUUUUGUGCCCCGUGGACUUGAAUAGUCAAGGGUCUGACUGCUCAGAGGAAGUAUUUACCCUAGAUUCCUCUUAGCAGUGCUGGAAACUAAUAAGCCCGAUGUGCAGCGCGACUGGAUGUCGCAUCGCAUGUUCAUUACGGGCAUAAUCGUCUGUCUGAGCCGUCGAGCCUACCGCUCUUGUGCCCAGGGGAGCAGGCUUACUGAAC